This is a messenger RNA of Mercenaria mercenaria, 642 nucleotides long. Its product is annotated as guanine nucleotide exchange factor subunit RIC1-like. The coding region runs from base 1 to 642 and encodes 213 amino acids. The transcript has 3 exons. The record is from RefSeq and is a predicted model, not a curated record. Lineage: Eukaryota; Metazoa; Mollusca; Bivalvia; Venerida; Veneridae.
AUGGAGCGACGUAACGGUAAAAAACUUGAUGUCAUGCAGUCCAAGCCCAAUAUAAACCCGUUCGAUAUACCGUCAGUACACCGUCAGUACACCGUACACCGUCAGCACACCGUCAACCCACAGUCAGUACACCGUCAGCACACCGUCAACACACAGUCAGUACACCGUCAGCACACCGUCAGCACACCGUCAGCACACCGUCAGCACACCGUCAGCACACCGUCAGCACACAGUCAGCACACCAUCAGCACACCGUCAGUACAUCGUCAGUACACCGUCAGCACACCGUCAGUACACACCAUCAGUACACCAUCAGCACACCGUCAGUACAUCGUCAGUACACCGUCAGCACACCGUCAGUACAUCGUCAGUCAGUACACCGUCAGCACACUGUCAGCACACCGUCAGUACACACCAUCAGUACACCAUCAGCUCACCGUCAGUACACCGUCAGCACACCGUCAGUACACACCAUCAGCGCACCGUCAGCACACCGUACCGUCAGCACACCGUACCGUCAGCACACCGUCAGUACACAGUCAGUACACCGUCAGCACACCGUCAGUACACACCAUCGGUACAUCGUCAGUACACCGUCAGCACACCGUCAGUACACCGUCAGUAUCUGUAGAUAUCAACUAA